Saxophila tyrrhenica is the source of this 1770-nucleotide messenger RNA. RefSeq lists its product as uncharacterized. Lineage: Eukaryota; Fungi; Ascomycota; Dothideomycetes; Mycosphaerellales; Extremaceae. Gene Ontology annotation, molecular function: transmembrane transporter activity. The coding region runs from base 1 to 1770 and encodes 589 amino acids. Gene Ontology annotation, cellular component: plasma membrane. The record is from RefSeq and is a predicted model, not a curated record. The transcript has 3 exons. Gene Ontology annotation, biological process: transmembrane transport.
AUGUCUCCUCCCGCAUCUGCACAGUCGUUCGCGAUAGAAGAGAGUAACUCAAGACCCAACGGACUGGUCCGACAGUUCACGCACGAUGGCCGUGUGCUCGAGGCUCCAGGCGAGCGGCACGAGGAUGAAUUGGAUAUCGAGCAGGGCGCAGAGUCCGAGGACAAGCGGCCAGGCAUCGCCCUCAGCCGGACCAUAUCAUCUGGACCCCCCUAUACGAUCUUUGGACCUAGAGCAAAGAUGUUCAUCAUAAUAUCCGUCUCCGUCUCCUCCCUCAUAUCGCCCUUUGGCGCAACGACAUUCUAUCCAGCGCUGAACGUGUUGGCGAGGGAGCUGGACGUCACGCCUACGUUGGUCAAUCUUGCCUUGACCACGUACAUGAUCGCUCAAGCCAUUGCGCCGGCGAUAAUAGCUGGAAUGUCUGACGCCAGUGGUCGAAGAACAUCGUUCAUUAUCUGCUUCGUCAUCUACAUCGUUGCGAAUAUUGGGCUUGCGCUGCAGACCAAUUAUGCUGCGCUUCUCAUCCUGCGAAUGGUCCAAGCAGCCGGCUGCAGUGCUGCCAUCGCCCUCGCGAACGCUGUCGUCGCCGACAUAGCGACGAGUGCUGAGCGAGGACGUUACAUGGGUUAUGCGACUGCAGGCUUGCUCGUGGGACCUGCUUUUGGUCCGACCAUCGGCGGCGUUCUCUCCCAAUUCCUCGGCUGGCGAUCCAUCUUCUGGUUCCUCGUCAUCUUCACUACAGUCCUCUUAGUCGUCUUCACCCUCUUCUUUCCCGAGACCUGCCGCAAUGUCGUCGGCAACGGCUCCAUACCAGCCAAAGGCCUCAACCAAUCCAUCCUCGGCUACAUCCAGCAGCGACGGCACGCUCGCAGCAACGAGUCGAUACACGAUGACCAGUCCAUUGUCUCCACGCAGAGGAAGCGGAAAUUCACCUUUCCCAAUCCACUCACUACUCUCAAGAUCCUGGGUGAGAAGGAGAGUUGUAUCGUCCUGCUGUACAAUGGCUUCUUCUUCACCGGCAUGAUGAUCUGCGUCGCCAGUGUUCCCGACCUCUUCCAGCGGGUGUACCAUCUCAACGAGCUCGAAAUCGGCUUGUGCUACAUCUCACUCGGCGUGGGCAGCUUGGUCUCCGCAUUGACGAUGGGGCAUGUCGUGGACUGGAAUUUCCGCCGCUACGCCAGCCGGUUGGGCUUCGAGAUCAAGAAGGGCAAGCAGCAGGAUCUCGAGAACUUUCCCAUCGAAGUCGUGCGCUUCCAGGUCGUCCUUCCAGGUCAUGUCCUUGGAACCAUGGGCAUCCUUGUGUACGGUUGGACGCUCAAGUUUGAGACACACAUUGCUGGUCCGGAAGUGGCGCUCUUCUUCAUCGGCUUCGGUGUCUCGACCGCUUUCAACCUCACGAACACUCUGCUCAUCGAUCUGCACCGCGACAAACCAGCUACGGCCACAGCAGCGGUAAACUUCGUACGGUGCUUGCUCUCUGCCGCAGGAGCUGCUGCUAUCAUCCCAAUGUGCGAUGCCAUGAACCCUGGCUGGGCCUUCACCUUGCUCGCACUGAUAUACACAGUGUACAUCGUGCUGGUGUUCUGGAUCAUGAAAAGUGGGCAGCGGUGGCGGCAGGAGGCGGCGGCGAAGCAAAAAGCCAAGGAAGAGGAGAAACGGGCCAUAGAGGAAGCGGAGCUAGACAUUGAGAAGCAUUCAAGCGCGGAAGACACGCCCACGAGGCGAAAAUCGCAGGAGAAGCAGGAGGAAGCCGAAGGUCCGCCAGAGCGAUGA